GUAAAUAAAUUAAAAUAUCUUCUCUUUAUAUUUUGCUGGAACAGAAUAAACACUUGUCGCAUUGAAAAGAGGGGAGUCCUUCAUCACCCAUGGUCCUAUACUAAAAGCUUACUCCUAAAAUCAAACUACAAGACGUGAAGAAAAAAAAAAGGACAUUGUGAACUGUGUAUACAUGCAUGAGAAGUAGAGAUCUCACUAAUACAUAACACGAUUAAGUUGCUUCAUCUCGGGAAUAAGACACCUUGAAAUCGAAGUUGCUAUCUUCUUUUUUUUUUUUUUGCCAGCGAAGUUGCUAUCUUUUUUUAAGAAAAAAAAUAUUCUAAAAUCACCUAAAAUUUAAUAACCAAAUCUCACAAAAUUCCAAAUCAUUUUCUAAUCAAAUCAUUUAAAAUCUCUAACAUAUAACCAAAUCUCCUAAAAUUUUACUUAAAUCUCUCAAAAUUUUAAAAUAUUAAAAUCCCAUCAAAUCUCAUAAAAUAUCAAGUUCAAUACACCCCCCUAAAACUAUCUUCACCCAUCUCACAAAUCAUCUCUCUUUUUACAGUUAUACCCUUCUUCUUCCCCAACUCUCUCAUUUUCCUCCAGAAAAAAAAAAAACAAUCUUCUCAGAAAUCACCACCAUGGAAGUCGCUGUUCUUCAUCCUCGUGAUUGUCUAAACGAUCUCUUCUCCACAAACAACAACGUUCCCACUCCUCACCGUCAGAAAAAACCGGUAAGAAAUCGCCGUCGCCGGAGUCCGCCACGUCAUCAAACCACGAUCUCUCCUCCUUCUCUUCCUCUGAACCACUCAAAUCAUGUGAGAGUUUUGAAGCGCGGCAACAACGUUAAGAUACCGGAUCUAGCGGUUGAAAAGCCAGAUCUGAAAUCUAACCGUCGGAUCGGGACAGAUCCGGUGAAGAUAUCGACUCCGAUCGGAGUUUCUUCGAAUCGGAACUCGACGCCGGCUUUGUUUUACGCUGGCCCAGUCACAUCGACAUCUCCGCCGCCGAGUGAAGUCCCUUUACCGGCGUUCUUCGCUAAGAAAAGCGUCUCUGUUUCCAAACCAACAGAUGCAACCAACGAUCUCAUCAGAAUCCUACGCCUAGAUAUCGCCUGAUUCAUUUCUGACUUCUUCCUCUGAUCGUUCAAAUAAACCGGUCCGAUCUUGCAUCCUCCGGAAGUUAGAAGAUGCAGAGACAUCUUCGUAAUGAAAAAAAUUUCGAAUUCUUCUCUUAUUUUUUCAAGGGGAAAGAUCGAAAUUAUCUUCUUCAACAAGUCUCAAGUUUCACUUCUAGGGUUUAGUAUGUGAUUAGGCUUUUCGCAUUUCUUUAGUCUCUUUUAUAGUAUAAUGUUUUGUCUUUAAUGUCUUUACUGUGUCCAGUGGUAUCCCAUGUCAUAUGUAAUCGUUUGUUAGUGAAGAAGGUAUAUGCGACUUCAUAGAUUUGCAGUUUUCUGCAUCAUGUUUUAGA
Camelina sativa (false flax) is the source of this 1449-nucleotide messenger RNA. RefSeq lists its product as uncharacterized. NCBI's taxonomy places the organism in Eukaryota, Viridiplantae, Streptophyta, Magnoliopsida, Brassicales, Brassicaceae. The record is from RefSeq and is a predicted model, not a curated record.